CGGCAGCACAAACGGCAAAGAUUCCUGACCAUUACAAUAUGAAUGACACGUGCAGAGUCUGCAUUUCACAUUCAGUAUAUAUGUGACAGGUGGGAGUCUUCAAAGAGCCGCACGGAUCACACAGGGCAAGGCCAGGGGGCAGACACAGCGGCCGACAUGGGGAAGGUAAUCUUCUACGAGGAUAAGAACUUCUCUGGGCACCAUAUUGAGUGCAGCAAUGACUGUCCCGACCUGAGGUGCUUCCUCAUCCACUGUAACUCCAUCCGAGUGGAGAGCGGCAGCUUCAUGAUCUACGAGAAACCCGGCUUUGAUGGAAACCAGUACUUCCUGAGGAGAGGGGAGUAUCCCGACUUCCAUGACUGGACCGGCGUCAACGACUCCGUCUGCUCCUGUCGCCUCAUCUGCACGAACCAGCAACACGGCUCGUUCAACGUGCGUCUGUAUCAGCGGAUCGAGUUCGGGGGUCAGAUGAUGGACCUGAUGGACGACUGUCCCAGCGUCAUGGACCGCUUCCACAUUAACGACAUCUUUUCCUGCAACGUCACCGAGGGUAACUGGCUUUUCUACGAACACCCAAACUACAGCGGCAGGAUGUACCUGAUCAGACCCGGAGAGUACCAGAGGUUCAGUGCGUGGGGCGGCAGGACCGCCAGGGUCGGCUCCAUCAGACGCAUCAUGGACUAUUCUGACGCCAACAUAACCAUGGGAAAGAUCAUUUUUUACGAGGACAGAAACUUCCAAGGGCGCUCUCAUGAGUGCAACAGCGACUGCGCCGACCUCCACUCCUACUUCAACAGGUGUAACUCCAUCAGGGUGGAGAGCGGCUGCUUCAUGGUGUACGAGAAGCCCAACUACUUGGGCAACCAGUUCUACCUGAGAAGAGGAGAGUACUCCGACAACCAGCGAGUGAUUGGAAUGAGCGACUGUGUGCGGUCUUGCAGGCUAAUUCCUCAGCACCGAGGCUCCUACAAGAUGAGGCUCUACGAACGCCCCGACAUGUCGGGCCAGAUGCACGAGCUGGUGGACGACUCCCCGAACAUCCAGGACCGCCUCAACACCUCCGACUUCAACUCCUGCAACGUGAUGGACGGCCACUGGCUGCUGUACGACCAGCCCAACUACAAGGGCCGGAUGUACUACCUGAGGCCCGGGGAGUACAGGCGCUACAGCGACUGGGGAGGAGUCAGCCCGAGGGUCGGCUCCCUCAGAAGAAUCACGGACGCCAACUGAGCCGGGCGUCAAGAUUUUAACUACUGAUUUCCCAAUAAAUGUCACUGCUUCAUAAAACGUA
Messenger RNA from Labrus mixtus (cuckoo wrasse), 1291 nucleotides. Its product is annotated as beta/gamma crystallin domain-containing protein 1-like. The transcript is spliced from 6 exons. The coding region runs from base 43 to 1230 and encodes 395 amino acids. Lineage: Eukaryota; Metazoa; Chordata; Actinopteri; Labriformes; Labridae. Gene Ontology annotation, molecular function: structural constituent of eye lens. The record is from RefSeq and is a predicted model, not a curated record. Gene Ontology annotation, biological process: lens development in camera-type eye; visual perception.